Microthlaspi erraticum is the source of this 657-nucleotide messenger RNA. NCBI's taxonomy places the organism in Eukaryota, Viridiplantae, Streptophyta, Magnoliopsida, Brassicales, Brassicaceae. The record is from the annotation of a GenBank genome assembly.
AUGUCAUACCGCAACACUGAUGUUGCUAACCCUCAGGACCAAGUAUAUCCUCAACAACAAGCAGCUCGAUCGAGUCAGGUGCCACAACAUGGGUAUGGUCAAAAGAACAAUUUCCCUGGACAACAAAUGAAUAUCCCACCAGGCUUCCCCCACCAACCGCCCCAGCCUGCACCUUCACAAGAGAAUGAGCUCAAAGCAAUGCUAAAGCAACUACUUCAAGGGCAAGCUGAUGGGGUAGUGGACACAAGCAAGAAGCUAGCUGAAAUAAACUCUAAGAUCGAGAACCUCAACACAAGGGUUUACUCUCUGGAGAAUCAUGCUUCUUCUGUUGCUGCUGCUACAAAGCAAGGACAACUACCUGGUAAAGCUAUUCAGAACCCCAAGGAACAGUGCAAGGUCAUCUUCACUCAAGAAGGACUUGUUGAAGAAGAGGAUCAAGAAAGGGUCAUUGAAGAUUUUUGUUUACUGCUGAAUGAUGAAGAGAUUGUUGCUGCUGAGGCUCCUGGAGUCCAGAUUGAUCAACCAGAAGUGCAUGCACCUACUGUGGCCAUUCACACUUCACCAGUUGAGCUCGCACGACAAGCUCGAUCGGCAGCUCGAUCGAGUCCAACUCUAGCUCGAUCGAGUCCGACCUCUUCUGUCCGAAUUUUUGCUUGA